AUGGAAGGUGGCAGAUGCCUCUCAGACUACGUGGAAAUUUAUGAUGGGCCCCUGCACAGCUCUCCUCUCCUUGGGAAGAUUUGUUCUGGUUAUUACCCCACAUACACAUCGUCCUCCAACCUGCUGAGCGUCCGCUUCCACAGCAACUCCCGAUACACGUACAGAGGCUUCCAGGCCAACUAUCACUCCACUCCUGCUGAUGACAGCACCACCCUGCUGUGUUUGCCAGACUACAUGCACGUGGUUGUGAGCAGAUACUUCCUUCAGUCCCACGGCUACUCUGCUUGGAACCUGACCCUGAACGACCCCCUUUGCACACCCAACAUCACAUCAAAUUCUGUGUCAUUUGACAUUCCGUACACUCGCUGCGGCACUGUCAGAGAGGGGAACAACGACACAAUCAGCUAUUCCAACACUAUUAGAGGGUCCUCUUCUGGUACAUUAAUCACAAGAAAUAGAAAUCUUCUCUUGCAUGUCAACUGCAAGAUGCUCCAGAACACGUGGGCAAAAACGAUGUACGUCGCGGAUGACAACUUUGAAGUCAACGAAACUCAGUAUGAGAGAUACGAUGUCAACCUCACAUUUUAUAACUCCUCAAGCUUCUCAAGGCCAGUGUAUGACUCACCCUACCGUGUUGGCAUCAACCAGAAUUUGUUCCUACAAGCUUCCCUGCACAGCUCUGACCCAUCCCUGGAGUUAUUUCUGGACACUUGUGUGGCAUCUCCCACUCGCCACAACUUUACAACAAAGUCCUAUCCUAUAAUCGAGAAUGGGUGUGCCAAAGAUCCCACCUAUGCUACGUAUUACUCACCCUUCAAACACACCCUCAGGUUUAAAUUCAAUGCCUUCCAGUUCAUUCAGAGCAACCCAGAGGUUUACCUGCAGUGUGAGCUGGUGGUCUGCAGGGCCUAUGAUUAUUCCUCCAGGUGCUACCAAGGCUGUCUUCGAAGGUCCAAGAGAGAGGCCAGCUCUGAGAAAGAAAGUGUGAUUGUUGUUGCUGGCCCAAUACAGCUUUGGAAACCUGAGAUAAUGGAUGAACUCGGGUCUGAGUAAAACUGUCUCCUUUGACAGAUAGCAUCAUCAAAUGCCAAUUGAAUUCUGUAAGAAACCAUG
Messenger RNA from Zonotrichia albicollis (white-throated sparrow), 1113 nucleotides. RefSeq names its product scavenger receptor cysteine-rich domain-containing protein DMBT1-like. Lineage: Eukaryota; Metazoa; Chordata; Aves; Passeriformes; Passerellidae. The record is from RefSeq and is a predicted model, not a curated record.